UAUCUACAAUGAUUUAGGAUGUAGUAUUUAUAUAUACCGGAACUCAAACAAAUAAAAACUAAAUAGUAAAUAGUCAGUUGAAAUUGCAUCUUGAUCACGUUUAUUUUGAAUACACUGUUAAAAAUGUCGAAAAUGUAACCAUCCAGGAAUUUUUUUCCUAGUCUGGGGAUUUUUUUUCUGCAAUUCAUAGUAUCUGGUUUUAGAUGUAAUUAGUAGGUACUCGGGCGUGACGUUUUCUGAAUACCAUACAACGUACAGUACAAAAUAUAACCAAGGUAAAGACGUACCUACAUAAUAAAGUGUUAUCUAGAGAUAAUGGUUUUUUCGAGCAUUAUAGUUUAAUUUUCCAUUAUUAGUAGGUAGGUACAUAAAUCACUGUGAGUUUUAAUCUAAUAAAUUUAAAAUUUAAUAUUUGUAUCGGGUAAUUAAAUGUUAUCUCACAUUGGUGACGACUGUUCAUUGUUACUAAACCGAUCGAUAAAAGUACCUACUUACCAAAUUCAACCUAUUCAACCUUUUUGACGUAAUGUGGUAUUUCUAGUAUUUUGGUAUAUUGUUUCCAAACCCAGGCAAUUUCUGAGUCAGAAAUUUUAAAUGUGUUUCUAGCACUUUUAGUACCACUUGCCCGGCCUGUCCGUGGGUCAACUGCCAACGCCAAGUAUGGUCAUUCUUUACUUUAUGGGUCAUUCAUUGUUGCAUCGUGGACAUAGUCAAGGAAUAUUCCUUUAUUAUCAAUUCUAUGAUCACGUCGAACAUGGUCUGUUUAGUGUUUACAAAUAUGUUGUAUUAUCAUUGGUGCUACUACAACUGAUAAACCAUAACCUCAUUCCACAAGUCACAACGCGCAUUAUCAUUCGUUUUAUUCUUUAAUUUCCCUAAUGUUUUAUUGUUAUAAAAUAAAAUUGUGAUACAUUCCCAUUCGUUUUAUUAUGACGUUUCGAAAUCGUUCUUCAUCCACUUCACUGCAAUGAUAAAAUGUUAUUGAUUUGUAUUUUGAUAACUGUAUAAAAACUGACUUCACUAAUGGUAAGUUUCAUUUUAUAGUUAUUUAUUUACAAUAUUUUGAUGUUUAAAAGACAAAAGAGUAGGUAAGUACCUAUUUCAGAAAUAAUAUACUUGUUUGGUGAAUAAACUAAUCAAUGUAUGUACAUAAACUUCUAAUAGUUUAGAAAUAUGAUUCUUUAAAUUUUGAUUAUUGUGUGUUAUUGAAUAAAUAGAAUUAUCUAUCUGUAAAACACUUCAAAAAUUAGUUAUUAUAAUAUUUUAUUUUUCCGAAAAAUAAUAAGAUAACAAAAAUAAUUAAGUACAUUUUUGGUAUGAGUUGUGUUACAUCCAAAAUUAACUAAAUUAGAUAAAUAUUUAAUUUUUUAAAACAUAUAAUAAUAGUUACCUACUAUAUGUACCUUUACUAAUUGUGAACAUUAUAAUAGCUCUAUAAUAUUAUUUAAGUGCAUCUCUAACUAAAGUUCCUAUGUAUUUAUUUAUUUCAGGAUAAUCAAAUUAAAAUAAAACUAACAACAAGUGAUCUUAUUGCCGCACGAAAAAAAGAAUAUUUGGAGACAAAUAUGAAAAAUUGUAAAUUAUAUGAUCACGUGCAAGAUGAUUUUAAGAAUGUGAGUUUUACUAGUAAACUGCCUAUAAUAUUAUAUUUUAACAUAAAUACAUAAAUAUUCUGAUAUUUUCUUAAUUAAAUAAGUAGAAAUAAGUACUUUGUUUAAAAUUUUCACAUCAUGCAUUUAUACAGAAAUUAUGUACAACAUUAUAUUAUUGACUAGUUACCUACCUACCUAAUUCUUUUUCAAUUAUAGUUUUAAAAUAUCAAAAUUAUAUUAUCAUUAAAUGACAGUAAAUUUCACUUUAAAAUUGAAGGAAACCUAUAUUAUUGAAUUAUGAUUCAUAGGCAGUUUACUUUUAGGUAAUACAUUUUGAGAGAUUGCUGAAAAUCAUAGUAUAUAUUUAAGGGGCUAGAGGUAUUUAGAUUUUUAGUUUGUAAAUUAUUGAACUAGAGUUAGUAACUUUAAGUUAUUCCUCACAUUUUCCCUUAAAAAAAUAUUUAAAUAUUCAUAUAGAAUAUAUGAUUCCAAAAAGUUUUCAUAUAGGUCCUUUUAAAAAAUGUAUCUUGUAAUAAUCAUGUCUCUUAAGUUUAUCUUCAUAAUGAAAUCUAUCAUAUAAUAUUUGGAUAAGUUUAUUACAACUUCUGUACUUUUUUGUGCAUUUAUAAAUUUCGGUAGGUAUAAAAAACAUUCCUAUUAAUAUUAAUGUAUAAUUUAAUUUUUGAAUACCGAUUUAUGUAGUUUUUAAUGUUAUUUUUUUUAUAGGCUAGAAGUUUUAUUGAUAAAAAAAUCAAACAAACCGGAAUAGUUCAUGACGAUCAGUUUUCUAACCAUUUGUGUAUUUGGGAUUCCAAUUAUCCAGAAAAUCCACAACGAUAUGAAUCAAUUAUAAAAAGGUAGUAUUAAAUAUUUAAAUUGUCAGAUGUUGUUUCUUUAAAGUAUUCAACACUAAUUACAUCAACCAGUUCCUCUGUGUUUAAAAUUGUAUUUAUUUAUUUGUUCUCUUUAAAUGGAUAUUUUAAUAGGUGUAAUGAAUUGGGAUUGAUUGAAAGAUGCAUACAAAUACCAUGCCGCAAUGCUACUAAUGGUGAACUAUUAUACAAACAUACACAAGAAAUUAUAGAUAUAUUAAAAUCUACAGAUAAUGUACAAGAAACUAAACUUUUAGAAAUUUUGUCUUCUAAAUUUGAUGCUGUUUAUUUUCAUCCCGUAAGUGCAUUUUAUUAAAAAGUAAUUAUCAAAUAAAUAUAUUGUAUAUACAACUAGGUUCUUUAUUUUUGUAAAUAUUCUAGUCAACAUAUAAGCAGUGUUUGUUAGCUACAGGAAGUUCAAUCGAACUUGUCAAAGCAAUUUGUGAAAACAAAAUACAAAAUGGAAUGGCUUUUAUAAGGUAAAAAAUAUAAAAUGUAUUGGAGUUUGAAGAAGUAUUGGGUGAUUGCCAUUUUAAGAAAUGUUUUAUAUUAAUGUAGAAUUUAAUCUAUUGAUUAUUGAAAACAAUUUUUAAAAAACUAUAAAUACAUUAUAAGUAUAUAUACCAAGUGAUCCAUUCUAGUGGGUACACUCAUUAUCUUGGAAAGUAUUAAAUUUUUCCAGAAUUUGUUUUCUAAAACAUUUAAGAAACAAGCUGCUCUACAAUUUUAUAUUUAUGUUAUUUUUUUGUCACUCUUAUUUUUGGGGGUAAAACAGUAGUUACCUACUUACACUACCUACUUUUGAUUUUCAAAUGGCAACUUAUAUUAAUAGUAGUACCAGUUAAUUCGUGCGGUUUUUUAACAGAUGGCGUAACUUGAAUUUUAUUCCAGUGAUUCACCUUUUCAAAUAUGUGUUGGAAAGCUACUGUCAUAUUGUUUCAGAAUCAGUAUGUGUCAUUUAGCUGAAGCGUAAACAACAAUACUUUUUUUUACUCUGAAAAUGUCGAAUUUUGUACUGAAUAAAGUGUUUUUGCGGGGAGUACUUCUUCAUUACAUUAAUAUGUAGAAAAAGGCUGCCGAAAGUCAUCGUAUUUUGGUGGAAGUGUAUGGUGUGCAUGCUCUAGCUGAGCGUACGUGCCAGAAGUGGUUUGCACAGUUUAAAAGUGGCAAUUUUGACUUGCAGGACGAUGAACAGCCCGGACAGCCAAAAAAGUUUAAAGAUCACGAAUUGGAGACAUUGCUCGACCAAGAUCCAUCCCAAACGCAAGAAAAACUUUCAAAAUCACUUGGCGUCGCUCAACAAACCAUUUCUGAUCGUCUAAAAGCAUUGAGAAUGAUCCGGAAGGUAGGCCAUUGGGUGCCGUAUGAAUUGAAGCCAAGAUACGUCGAACACCGAUUUUUCGCGUGUGAACAACUGCUUCAACGGCACAAAAAAAAUGUUUUUUGCAUCGACUUGUCACUGCCCAUGAAAAGUGGGUCCAUUACAAUAAUCCAAAACGUUGGGCAACAUAUGGAUACCUCGGCCAUUUCAGAAUAUUCAUGGCCUGAAGGUUAUGCUGUGUAUUUGGUGGGACCAGCUGGGUGUGAUCUAUUAUGAGCUGUUGCAACGGAAUGAACCGAUCACAGGGGAAGUCUACAAUUGAAGAACACAAGAAGACAAUUGAUACGUUUGAGCCGAGCAUUGAAAGAAAAACGGCCAGAAACUGAGACCAGACACGAUUAUUUAAUUUUGCAACAUGACAAUGCUCGGCCACAUGUUGCACAGGUCGUCAAAACCUACCUUGAAACACUCAAAUGGGAUGUCCUACCCCACCCGCCGUAUAGUCCAGACCUUGCGCCAUCCGAUCACUAUCUCUUCCNUGCAACAUGGCCUGGCUGACCAGCGCUUCUCCAAUUAUGAAGAAGUCAAAAAUUGGAUCGAUUCGUGGAUAGCGGAGAAGCCGGCCGAAUUUUUCAGAAAGGGUAUUCGUGAAUUGCCAGAAAAAUGGGAAAAGGUCAUAGCUAGUGAUGGACAAUACUUUGAAUAUUAAAUUUGUAACCAUUUUUUCACAAUAAAGCUUCAAUUAUCGAAAAAAAACCGCACAAAUUAACCGGUACACCUAUUAAAAAGUCAAUAAACAGAUAGAAUAUUACUUAAAAAUCUUUAUUUCUGCUAAGGCAUUGACGAGAUAUUUCACUUUUAAGUUUGGAUUGAAAUAGAGUUGUGGUGCAUUAUUAACACGGGCCUACUGCCACACAAAUGAUACUCCACUACAUUUCUUCAACCAAAACUUAGAACUGGAAUAUCUUGUCAACAGAUUGACAGAAAUCAAAAAUUUCAACAUUAAAAUUUAUUUUAACUAAUACUCCAUCUAUUUAAUGAAAUUUUUUGUACCUGUUGCUAUUUGAAAAUUAAAAAUAGUAGUCCUUUUGACUCUAAAAAUAAUAUGGAUAUAAAAUUGCAGAGCUGCUUAUUUCUUAAAUGUUCUAGAAAAUAAAUUCUGGAAAAAUUUAAAUUUUCACUUCUUAAAAACUUAUGAGCGGUAUCGAAUGAAAAAUAACUAUUAAUAUUUUCAAAUACUAAUUUAACUAUGUUUUUGAUAAACUAGAAACUUAUCACCUUGUAAAUUGAUACAAAAACCAUAUGGCUAAUCAAAUAACAAAUUACAUUAUUUAAGAAUUAAAUAAAAAUUAGUAGCUAUAGUAGGGAUAAUGAUAAAGAAUAUUAGGUGAUGGUGACUUCACUUUAUAUUUUAUUAAUAAGAAAUAUUUUUUAGACAUUUUUGUUAAAUUUGUAUGGUAUAUUAAUACUAGUUUAGUUAUUUACUUAUUAAAAUUAUUAUUGACUUAUUUUUAAAGACCUCCUGGACACCAUGCUAUGAAAUCAGAAUUUUGUGGUUAUUGUUUUUUCAAUAAUGUAGCAAUAGCUGCAGAAUAUGUUCUUCGCCAUUAUUCAGUAUCUAAAAUUUUAAUUGUUGAUUGGGAUGUUCAUCAUGGACAAUCUACACAACAAAUGUUUUAUGAUGAUUCAAGGUUAUAUUUUAAUACAUAUUUUUAUUUUUAUUAUUUUAUAUUAUUUGUUGCUUUGCAUUUUAUAGAGUAUUGUACUUUUCUAUUCACCGGUAUGAAAAUGGAGAGUUUUGGCCCAAUUUACGAGAAAGUGAUUGGGAUUUUACUGGAAGUGGUGAUGGUCAAGGCUUCAAUAUAAAUGUACCACUUAAUUCUACUGGCAUGACUGAUACUGAUUACCUUGCUAUAUUUCAUCAAAUUUUGUUGCCAGUAGCUUCAGAAGUGAGUUAAUUAAUAAUUAUUUAUUGUGAAUUUACUUUAACCUUUUUUAUUUUAGUUUCAACCAGAUCUUAUAAUGAUAUCAUCUGGAUAUGAUGCUGCAUUAGGAUGUCCUGAGGUAAAUAACACUAGAUCAUAUACUUUAUCUUUUAAACUGUAUCUUUAUCUAAAUUUAGGGAGAAAUGGAAAUCACACCUGCCUGCUAUGCUCAUUUAGUUAAUUCUCUUCUGAAUUUUGGGUGUGGUAGAGUGGCGGUUUUACUAGAGGUAACAAUUAUUUUAGUUUAAAAAUUAAAUUAUAAUAAUAUUUACUAACUUAAAUAUUCAUAGGGAGGAUAUUGUUUAAAAUCUUUAGCAGAAGGUGCAGCAUUAACAUUAAGAUCCUUACUUAGAGAUCCAUGCCCAUUGCUUGAUAAGACUGGUAGUCCUUGUAAUAGGUAAAGUAAUAAAAUACAGUUAUAAUAUUUGUAACUGAUUUUUUUAAAAUGUGAUAUUAAUAUAAUAAUUUUAAUUCAAACUUUAGUAUAAUAGAAACAAUACACAAUGUUAUUUUUGCACAUCAGAAGUACUGGAAAUGUUUUCAAACAGAAGUUUUGUUAAGUCCUACCUAUAAGGCAGUAUCCUUAUAUUCUUUUAAUGAUGAACCAUUAAGUGUGUUUCCAACUGCUAAUUGUUAUCCAACUCAAGACGAAACAAAAGUGGAUGAGUUUUCAGUUCUUCAACAUUUAAUUUCUGGUGAGAAUAUAAUUUCAUGCAUACUGCAUACUAUAUUUUAUCAUUUAAUAAUUUAUAUUACAGAGACACAGUUGUUGAACAUAAAAAAUAAAGUUUGUCUUUCAUAUGAUCUGAUCAUGGAUCAAAAACACGAAAGCAGUGAAAGGUAUAAUUUAUGUUAACUUAAGUAACUAUGUUGAAUUCAGAUUGAGGACCCCUAUUUUUUGUAUAAUUUAUCAAAUUUUGUCAUAAUUAUAUAUAAAUACAAAUUUCAUUAUAAUAUCUAAAUUGAUAAAUACAUUUCAAUUUUUUUUCUUAUCAUUGAAAAUAUGAGAUCCAUAUAUGUCUGUGUAAGUACAUAAUAAAUAAAUAUAAUUAGCUUAGAGCCAAAGCAUGUAGAAUCUCUAAUUAAUGUGAGUAGGUAUUCAAUCUUACAUGUUUUAAUCUUUUAUGAUUUCAUUAUUUUAAAUUUUUUCCAAUUCACUUUAUCAAAAUAUUUCAAUAUUAUACUAUGAAAAACAAAAUACAUUUAAAUAAUUAUUAAAUUAUUUAUCAGCUUUUAAUAUCGGUUUUUUGUUGUAGUGGCCAUCCAGAAUGUCCUGGUAGAAUAAGUGCAAUUUUAAACAUGUUCAACACAUUCCAGCUAACAUCUCGACUUUUAAUAUUAAAAGUAUGAAAAUGAUUAUUAUUAAUAGGCCUUGAGUAUAAAACUUUUUAUUUACAUUUGUUACAUUUGUUUUUAAAUAUUUUAGUCUAGAGAAGCUAAAGAGAGUGAGUUGUUUCUUGCCCAUUCCAAAGAACAUGUAGAUGAAAUGUCUAAUUUACACAAAUUGACAUUAUCAGAAUUAAGUGAUAAAGAAAAAUGUUAUGAUUCUGUAUAUUUGACUGUAGACACUUACAAAGUUUCAACACUUGCUACUGGCUGUUUGUUGCAAGUAUUUACAUAAAUCAUAAUAUAAUUACAAAUAGGGAUACAAAUUAUGAAUAAAACUUAACAAAAUAAUUUUAACAAUUUUUAUAGGUAAUUGAUUCUGUGAUAAAUAAUGAGAGUUCAUCUGGUGUUGCAGUUAUUCGACCACCUGGACACCAUGCUGAAAAUGAUAUUGCUUGUGGAUUUUGUAUUUUUAAUUCUGUUGCUAUUGGUGCAAGUUAUGCUUUAAAUAAAUUUGGCCUCAAAAGGUAUUUUUUGAUUAAAAAUAAUUAUGCACAAUGUUAAGAUGUAUAGACAUAAUGGUGAACAUUGACAGUCGCUAGUUUAUUGGCGCAAGUACACAUUCUGCUAUGGUUGGAACAGUUUACAAAUUUAUAGGAUUGUUAUAGCAGGCUUUAGCCAUGAUGAUAGCUGCUGAUAAAUACUAUAACUUAUUAUUUAAAUUUAAUUUAAAAAUAUCUUCUUUUCCUUCGCCUUCAUUUCAACUAUUUGGGAUCGACCAUCUUCAUAUCAUUCUCAAUUGUAUCACAUCUUUUUCAGUCAUCCUCUCUUCCUCAUUUUUCCUAAUUUUAAUUUUUUUAUUUCCCUAUCAAAGAAUGUCCAAGUCCUAACAAGUUAUGUACUAAGAUUGUUUUGAAUAAAUAUAAAAUAAUAAUUCAGCAAAGGAAUAUAAUAUGGACAUGUCUUUGUAUUGUCUAAUAAUAAUACCCUAUGAUUGUUAGAUCAUUUUAACUUACUGUUUAAAUACUCGAAAAAUUUCCAUAAUUUUUGAUAUGAUAUUAUGUUAAACAUAUGAAAGAAUAUAUUGUGAUAGUUUAAUUUAGAUUUUGAGUGGAGCCAAGAAGUUUAUGGUUUUGCAAAAGAUAUUUAUCUAUUUUUUUUUUCUACCUAUAAACAACUCUUCUACCAGUAAAUUUCUAAGUGUAGCACCUUUUCUGUAAAGAAAUUGGUAAAGGGAGGUCAUUUUUCAAUUUUCUUAGGAGUUUUCUUGUCAAAUUUGAAAAACUGAGAUAAAACAUGGGAAAAAUAUUGGAAAACUAAAUUGGUACAACAUUAAACAAAUAUUUAAGAAAAUAUAUAGAGCCUAUUUUACUAUAAUGUGGCAUAUAUUUUGUUGAUAAAGCAUCACUAUCAACUGAACUCAGCUCAGUUUUUGUAAGCAAUGGUUUAUCGUUGCUUACAGAUAUACAUUAAAUUUCUGUCCGUAUCUUACCUUCCCAACUUCCCACCAUGGCUGCACUUAUCCCCAUUAUCUUACUUUUCUUUUUUAAUUUAAUUUUUGUGUUUUAGCUUAGUAUAGACCAUUUAGGUUCUCUUUGCCGACCCAUCACUUCUUUCCAUCUGUUAACCCUUAACUGUUCGUUUCUUCUAAGGCUAAAAAUUUAUUUAACACCUUUAUCACAUAUCUUGUUAUGUUUGCUUCUCUGUUUUUGUUGUAGUCCGGGUUUCUACAUGCAUGUAGUGCUAUUAAGCAUAUCAUUACUUUUAACUUUAUAUAAAGUUAGUGUUGAUCUAUUUGAUACUAAUUUAGAUUUCAGGAUUGUCUUUAAUGGGAAGAAGUUAAUUUUGUUUAAUAUCUCUUUAUAAUUAUUGCCCAAUAUCAUGGUUAUCUACUUUAGAUAACUGUACUGGACACACUCAACUCUUAAAUAUUUGAAGUUUUCUACCCUCUUAAACUCCAUAUCUCUUACUAUAUCUAUUAUUCGUUAUGUACAUGUGCAUGUUAACAACACAUAUCUUGAUUUUGUUUUCUAGAAAAGCAUAUUUAUAGAAUUGUUUUGGUCCUUAUUUUUAAUAAAUCUGGAGAUGUACAUAAUGUAUUCUUCAGUGACAGUAUCAUGUACUUUCUCUUUUCUUCAUUUAUAAUUAACCUAAUUUCUUUGUUUUCCUCGAUGAGAACUUUUGCCUUACUCUGAAGGCCCCUUUCAGUUUCUGAUAGUAAUACAAUGUCAUCAAUGUUUGCUAUUAGUUUGACUGUUUUAGAAUCUUGAAGUUUUCUUACUCUUUUUUAAUAACUGGUGUUAAAUUGUUUUCUCCAGGUGCUUUACUAUUUUUUAGCAUUUGAAUAGUUAUUUCUAUUUAUUCUGUUGUUGGUUCAUUUAUCAAUUGUUCUACAGUCAUCAUGUAUUGAUCUACAGGCUUUUCUUGUCUUGGUUUAAGUAAAAUAGUUUCAAACAUUUUUCAGCUAUUUCUUUUUUAGCUGUAAUUAAAGUGAUUUAGUCUACCAAUCUUGGUUGGUACCUGUUAUUCCUUUUCUUGUAUAAAACUAAUGUUGCUUUUAAAGCUUAUCUCCCUUUGCUUUUUGUGGCUUUUAGUAUAUCAUUCUAACAGCAUCUGGUUCUUCAAGUGCUCUUUUACACCUAUGGCUGAACCUUUAGAUUUCUCCUUUUUCGCGAAACCUAGUGUGUCUUACUUCUCGAUUGAUUAGUUAUUCCCACAAUUUAUCAGGUUCUGUGUUGUUGGUGGUUUUUAAAUUUGUAUCUAUUGUUUCAAUCUAAUUCUGAAUGUUUAUUUUCUUUUAAUUUUUCAAUGUUGAACUUUUGAGUAACUCGUUUCUUUUCUCUCCAAUGUCCAUGUCUGUUUAUGUAUCUUAUGCAGGAAAAUCUACUUAAAAGCCUGCCUUUUGACAUUACAAAAGAUAUCACUCAUUAUGGAGAGUCUUUGUUGUCUUAUGAUAAGUUUGAAAUCUAUUUCUUUUCCAAUUUUUGUAAUAGUCAACUAGUAUGAUUUUGACUAUAUUAUGAGAUAUUUAUCAUACAGUGUUUUAAGUUGAGAACAGAAUUAAUUUUUCAUUUCUUCAUUUUUGUUCUCUAUGAGGUAUAGCAGUUAAUCAGUAUUAUAUUGAACCAUUUAGCUUGAAUUUUGAAAAGGCAUAACCUAUCAUUAAAUGACUCAAAUCAAUUUAUAUUGUUAAGUAUCUUAUCACUCACCUCCCCUUUUUUGUCCUAUUUUUCUUGUAAAACAAUGUUUAAACAAUAAACAACUAUAGUCCUAGGUAGUUACCGUUGUGCAAUUAUAAUAUUAUCAUAAAUUUACACACUAACAACAACUGCUGUCUGUUAGGUAUUCUUCUUUAAUGUUUGAUUUCAAAAAUAGUGACUUUCAAUGCAAAUAUGUUAUUUUGAUUGGACACAUUUUUCCAGAAUUCCCUAUUCUUUGUAUUCCUGAUGCUUUCUCACAUUGAUAUUUGUGUGAGGGUUUUAAUUUAGUCUAUAUAGCGGAUGGAGGGGGAAGAACUACCUCUGUUCCUCAACAAAAGAAUUUGAGAUUUGGCUCUGUAUUGUGAUCAAGAGGUUGUCUCGGACUUGUAUUUUAAGUUUUUGUUUUAUGAAUACAUUCGUUCUAUGCUCGGUCCAUGAAAUUUGUAUCAUUCUACUAUUUACAGUCAUUUCAAAUGUUUCUAUUCUCUGUAGACACCCUAAAUUGGUCCAUGAUUCGGAGCCAAAUGUAAAAGGGAAUAUCAGUGUUUUCAUUAGAUAUAACUUCGUUCCUUUCCUGAUAACAUGAUUCUUCCAUAUUUUGACAAGUUUGGCAAUUGCAGUUUUACCCACUCUUCUUUGAUUUCUUCUUCUGAACUACCUUUAUUUGAUAAAAGUGCACUUUUUUUGGUGAUUAUUGAGCAUAUUUUGAUCAAUUGAGUUUUAAACCUGCUUCAUUGCUUAAUUUUUCUACUAGUUCUAGAAAUUUGGUCAUUUCCAUUUCUGGUUUUGCUAAAUGCAGCAUAUCAUCAGUAUCUUAAUGUUAUAAAAAAAUAUACUUGCAAACUUUUGCAGGCUUGUCUACUAUUAAUUUGUUGACUAGGUAACUAAUCAUUUUUAAUUCAUUGUCUUUUUUCAAAUAUUAUUAUGUAGUUUCACUGUUAUUUGUUUUAUUAACUAAUUAAAAAUUAUUUAUGUUUUUUCGAUGAGAGGGUGUCCAAAAAUACACCAUUGGAAAUUUGAAUAUAUUUUAACUACUAUGCAAAUGAACAAACUCCUCUAAAUUUCUGUAUUGAUAUAAUUUAUAAUAUUUGUGAAAAUGUCAAUAUUCAUCAAAAUAAAAUUACUAGUGAAUGUCACCAAUCAUCGGCUACUGUCAACAUUCACUGCUAUGGAGUCAUACAUCUUACAUUGCUUGAAACAAUUAAAAAAUGUAUUUAUAAACUCAUUAAUAUGAAUACAUUAUUAGAAUCAUGAUUUUGGAUUGGGAUAUACAUUUUGGAAACGGUACAAUGAGAGCUUUUAGGUCGGAUCCAAGGGUCUUGUAUAUAUCAAUACACCGGUAUCAAAAUGCAAAAUUUUUUCCUUGUUCAGAAGAGGGCUCACAUAAAGCUACAGGUUCCGAUAGUGGAGAGGGAUAUACUAUUAAUAUACCAUGGAAUAAAGUAAAUUAUAAUAUAUUAAAUAAAUUAUUCAUUAAUCUUAUUAAAUCCAGUACUUUGUAAGUGAUCUAAUAUUUUUCCAUAUUUUUUUAGAAUGGCAUGGGUGAUGCUGAAUAUAUUUCAGUAAUGCAUAAUAUAAUUUUACCUGUAGCCUACGAAUUCUGUCCAGAGCUUGUUUUGGUAUCUGCUGGAUUUGAUGCUGCAGUGGGAGAUCCACUUGGAGGUUAAAAAUUAUUUUUUAUUAGUUUAUUUAAUUGACUGUAUAAGCCAAAGCAUUAAACUACAUAAAUAAUUAAAACUAAAACAAUCUAAAACAUAACAGAUCUAAACAAUGAAGUAGAAGUCCUCAUUAGCACAAAUUAAAGGAAAGUACAAGGAUUGAAUAGGUAUAAUACAUCACUAUAAUAUGUAUAGUACACAGGUAUUAUACUAUACUAUACAUAUUAUAUUUUAGAUUCUGAAUAUUGCAGAGAAUGUAAUACAAUGAUGUUUAUUUAAGCAUUUAUAUUAAACAUUUCUAUCAGAAAUCUUGAUUUGAUAUGUAAUUGCGCCACAUUUUUUGAAAGGAAAUUUUGUCUAGAUAGUACUUUAGGCUGGUCAUUUUUUCAGUUUUCCAAGUGGUUUUCAUAUCAUCUGGAAAAAUAUACAUAAAUAAUGCUUUUAUUAUUUUUUAAAUUUUUUUUUUUUUUGCAAUUCGGUUAAAAAUGUUUAUAGAGACUUGAAAUUUGGACAGGGAAUUUAUAUUUGCCUUUUAUAGAUGUGAUUAAAAUUUCAAAACACUUGAGCUAUUUUUAACCUAUUUAUAGGCAUUUUAAUUUUAUGAGUUUUGUACAUAAUUUUUACUAGAUACUCUAUGGAUAAAAUUAUUAGACCUAACGAAAAUGCUUGCCAAUUUAACAUGUUCAUUAUAAGUUGUACUUAGUGGUCAACAAGAAAAAAUUAAUUUUAAUGUAAUAUUUUUUUUUUAUUAUUAAAAUUUUAAUGAAAAUAUUACUUAUUAUGGCCUUUUUACAAUUGAACUCGGCUCAGAAUCGUUUUUUAUGAGCAAAGAAUAAUUUUUGCCUACAGAUAUACAUUAAGUUACCCUCUACGUUCUACCUUCUCAACUUCUCACCUAUAACAGUAGCUCAACCAUCAUGUAUGUCCAUAGCUUUUUUUUAAUUUAAACUUCGUUUUAAGUUAUACACUGAGAAUAUAGUCGGUUGUUACUUAAUGAUGUUCAUCUAGUAUAAACUGGAAUCUUUAAAAUCAAGUGUAUAUUCAGUUUAUAUAUCAUGAGUAGAGUAAACAAUUUAAAUUAUUGUUAAAAUAAAGCUUAGAUGAUUUCAUGAUUAUUUAAAAAAAAAAAAUUAUAUAUAUGUUAUUAAAAUGAUAAAACAAAGUCUCAUACUAUCUAUUUCUAGUUGUAUAAUAUUAAAUUACAAUAAAUAUUGUAGAAUCAAUUUGUUUAUUUGUACUUCUAUUAGUACAUUAAAACAAUAUAAACUAGUAUUUAUGUAAAUAAAUAUAUGAUGCAUAAAAUAAAUUUCUAAUUUACACAAAAUUUGAAUAAUGUUGUCUUUGAUAUUUAGAAUAUUUUAGAUUACUAGAAUAAAAUGCUGCAAAACUGAUCAAUAGAUAAAAAAAUGUUCCCUUUUAUGUUUUAUAUGUACUUAAUAUUUUUAAUAUAGGUUAAAUUUGACUCAAAUCAAAAUAUAGUAUUAAUUUUGAAUACAGUUUCCUAACCAUUUUUUUCCAGGUUGCAAAGUAACACCUGAAUGUUAUGGACACCUCACUCAUUGUCUGUCAUCGUUGGCCAAUGGAAAAGUCAUACUUGCCUUAGAAGGUGGCUAUAACAUAGAUGCAGUUUCAUAUUGUAUGACUAUGUGCACAAAAGCCUUACUUGGAGAUCCACUACCUCCUUUAGACUUAGAAUACCCAAUUUGUAAACAUGCACAAAACACUUUAAAGAGGGUUGUGAACGUCCAAAAAAAAUACUGGUCAUGUUUUAAACCAUUCCAUUAUGAAAGGAGAAGUAAAAAUUCAAUUAGUAUUAAUGAUUAAAUUUCUCCAGUGAUAGUAAUUAUGCUUUUUGACAUAAUGGUUCACACCAUUUUAAUUAAUAUUUAUUGGUUAUUUAAAGCAUCAUAUUUUUUUAGUUCUUAUAAAUUAAAUUAAAUUAUUAAUUGCUUAAUUUUUAAUUAUUUCUCCAUUAUAUUGUUUAAUAUUCAAUAUGCCUAUUAACUUAACUAUAUAAUUAAACAUGUUUUAUAAUUUUUGGUUAUUUCAAUUGCUGUACAUUAAUUCUAGAUUCUGAAUUCUAAGAGAACAGGGAAUAGAUUCAUUUGCAAUGGUUAAGAUUAGAUCACAAAUGUUUUAAUGGAUACUUAAAAAAUGUAUGGCAACAACUGUUGGAGAAUAAUAAGAGAUAAAUAUGGAGGAAUUUGGUUGUUAAAAUGAAUUUAAAAGCUUUUAAAAAGCUAAGAAGAUCAAUAAUAGUCACAAUAAAUAGUACUUUGCUUUAUUUAAAUUCACAAAAUAGCUAUGUAUUUAUAUAUAUAAAUUGUUUAAAAUAAAAUAUGCCUAUAUGAUAA
Messenger RNA from Cinara cedri, 14308 nucleotides. The record is from the annotation of a GenBank genome assembly. NCBI's taxonomy places the organism in Eukaryota, Metazoa, Arthropoda, Insecta, Hemiptera, Aphididae.